CCGGGACGCAUCCUGCUUUCCCACUCUCAAUGGGGCCGAGGAGCCGGCACGCGCGGGACUCGGGCCAAUCAGCGCUGAGCUACCAGAGGGGCCUGUGCCCGGCGAGCCAAUAGACGGGGCCGUUACUUGGCGCUGGCUGCGGUGGCGGCCUGACGGGCGGCGCGUGCCGGGGCCGCUCCUGCCCUCACAUCCCGCCCGGAGCGGCGUGCCGGGGAAGCUCCGCAGUGCGCCUCAGUCAUGGCGCCCGGGGCGGCGGCGAGGCUUUAAACCACGCUCUUCGCCGGCUGCAGCCGACGUCGCUCUGCGGCUCCCCGCGGCGGGGCGGGCGCUCUCUUGAAGGCAGUGACACACGCGCGCCGCCUGGCUCCGGCGUUAGGGUGGGCGGAGCAGCUCCGCAGGAGCCGCGCGUUUGAUCCCCGGCUCCGGCUCUCGCUCAGGACCCUGCGCUGCCGGCUGCGCCCGAGUCCGCGGACUCUGCGGAGCCUUAGCGCGAGAGCCCCUUUCCCAGAGCUUCCCCGGCGAGGAGAACCGGCCCGGCCGACACUGCAGGGCCGCCCCGCCUCGGCCGGGAGCUCCCGCGGGUGUCCGGGCCCGCCCGGAAGGGGCGGCGGCCCCGGCGAUGGCGGACGAGGCGCUGUUCCUGCUGCUGCACAGCGAGAUGGUGGCGGGGCUGUACCGCGCCGCCGAGCAGGGCGAAGGGGAGAACGGGCGCUGCACCACCAAGCUGGAGAGCAUGGGCUUCCGCGUCGGGCAGGGGCUCAUCGAGAGGUUUACAAAAGACACUGCCAGGUUCAAGGAUGAAUUAGAUAUUAUGAAGUUCAUUUGCAAAGAUUUUUGGACAACGGUAUUCAAAAAACAAAUAGAUAACCUAAGGACUAAUCACCAGGGUAUUUAUGUUCUUCAAGACAAUAAAUUCCGUCUCUUGACACAAAUGUCUGCAGGAAAGCAGUAUUUAGAACAUGCACCAAAGUAUUUAGCAUUCACCUGUGGACUGAUCAGAGGAGGCCUAUCAAAUCUGGGAAUAAAGAGUAUUGUAACAGCUGAAGUUUCAUCAAUGCCUGCAUGUAAAUUCCAGGUGAUGAUACAGAAGAUGUAGAGCACAUUCAAAUCUGGGUAUCUACUUUAAAAAGGCUUUGUAUGUGGAUUCAGUAUCUUGGCUCAGUCUUGUAUAUAACAUGUAAAUUAUAGCAGUGUGCAGCACAAUUGCAAAAUAUAUAAUAAAUGCUCAUUGAAAUAACACUA
This is a messenger RNA of Onychostruthus taczanowskii (white-rumped snowfinch), 1242 nucleotides long. It is a transcript of the gene TRAPPC6B, whose product is annotated as trafficking protein particle complex subunit 6B. The transcript is spliced from 6 exons. Gene Ontology annotation, biological process: regulation of GTPase activity; endoplasmic reticulum to Golgi vesicle-mediated transport. NCBI's taxonomy places the organism in Eukaryota, Metazoa, Chordata, Aves, Passeriformes, Passeridae. The coding region runs from base 620 to 1096 and encodes 158 amino acids. The record is from RefSeq and is a predicted model, not a curated record. Gene Ontology annotation, cellular component: TRAPP complex; cis-Golgi network; trans-Golgi network.